Lathyrus sativus (Indian pea) is the source of this 1326-nucleotide messenger RNA. NCBI's taxonomy places the organism in Eukaryota, Viridiplantae, Streptophyta, Magnoliopsida, Fabales, Fabaceae. The record is from the annotation of a GenBank genome assembly.
AUGGAACCCACUGAUAAAGAAGAGAAGAUUGUGUUUGUAAUUGGUGAUCAAUCGACUAGCGAUAUUGUGGUGAGGCUACGGACGCAAGAAGGUCGAGAUGAAUGGAUGUAUUGUCACUCGGCGAUUCUUGUUAAGAAUUGCAAGUAUUUUGCUGACCGGCUUUCUGAGAAUUGGCCGACUUGUCAGAUACUAGGUUCGCGCAACUGUGUGGAUAUUAAUUGCCAAGAAUCGGAUUUUGAUUACUAUGUAAAUGUUGUUAGGUUUUUGUACAUUGUCGAUGAUGAUAGUUCGGGUGAUGAUUUGUGGCAUGGUGUGAGAAAUACUCUUGGGAUUUUGCAAGUGGCUGUUGAGCUUGGUUGCCCGAAAAUUGUUGCUGCGUGUGUGAGUUACUUGGAAGCAAUGCCAUGGGAGGAGAGUGAAGAGGAGGAGAUAUUGAAGAUUGUACCGAGGAUGGGAUUGCAAGCUGAGCCUAUCCUAGCUAGGCUUCAACCAGUUAACGAGGUAGCUAUCAGGAACAUCUUUCUUUCGGCCUUACGCUUUGUUACGUCGUCCCCUUCAUCGGCGAUGAGUGAUCUGAAAGCAUCAGCGCAAGAGCAACUUGAGUACAUGCUAACUGAGGAUGAUGAUGCCCCUUUGUUGAUACCUGAUGACAAGAUAAAACUUGAGGUAAAAGAAUGUGUGAAAAGACUAUUUUCCCAGUUUAACAACUCAUUGAUACAUUUGUUCUGUGGUUCAACAGAAUCACUUUCUGAAGCAGGGAACGUCUUGUUGUUUCAAUCCUAUUUGACUGAUUUGUCAUGGGUUUGUCAGAUAUUGAGUAAGUUGGAAAUAAUGAGAGAUUUUGUUGAGUGUUGGUUUGAUGCAUCAGAAAAGAUUGUCAGAGUACUCAAACAAGAAAGUUCUACAACUGGAGUCGUUGAGUUAAAGUUGCGAGCCGUUGAGGUAACUUCAAAAGUUUUAGAAGCAAUUGCUUAUGGUACUGUUAUACUGCCAACUGCAAAUCGUCUUCAGGUUUUGAAACUGUGGCUUCCAUUUGUGAGGGCUACGAAACCAAUGAUUGAUUCUGCUAUGAUGAAUUCUGAGAAUGCCGUGUUGCCUAAAAUGGAUGGUGAAAUGUGGCAAUCCAUGGAAUCUAGUUUUGUCUCUAUAAUUCUUGCAUUGCCAUCAGGGGAUCAGGCAGGGCUUUUAACUGAAUGGUUGGAAAAUGAACAUAUCCGGUAUCCAGACCUGACCGAGGCAUUCGAGGUAUGGUGUUAUAGGUCCAAGGCUACUAGGAGAAGACUGUCGUUGCCAGAGGAUGAUCAUGUCAUGACACACUCAGUUUGA